Molecule: messenger RNA, 597 nt
Organism: Symbiodinium necroappetens
Lineage: Eukaryota; Dinophyceae; Suessiales; Symbiodiniaceae
Source: the annotation of a GenBank genome assembly
AUGCUGCGUUCAUUGCGCGCUGGAGCCACCCUGAGUCUCCUCGCGGCCUUUCCAGAGCGAGUGGGAGGUAAAUGUCGGAGCCAUGUCGGAGAUGCCGAGUUCGCGUCCUUCGCCCUCUGCUGCCAAGCUCAGAAGCCCACCUCUCCGGAAAAGACAGAUCUCUGUGGAGGCAGCUGGGACUGCGACGGCCUGCUUCAGUGUCAGAUGGAAGAGCUUGCUUCUGCACCUUCCCUGCUUCAGGAUCGCACUCCAGGCGUAGCCGAGAUGCGAAUGUACUUUGAGCACCUCAUGGGCAUUUACCUGACAGGGGAGAUUCCCGACCCUGUCUUCCUGGAUAUCGAGCACGUCAUUCCAAGCAUCUUCCUGGCCCUAGCCAAGACGAUGCCACCUGGGUCACCUGACGUGCAGGUCUUGGAUGUGGGAGCCUUCGCAGGAUCUGUGAGCUGUGCAUGCAUCGCAUUAUGGGACGCCGUUGUCGGCACAGCAUCCGAGUGGCCGGGAGGGCCCGGCACGCCGCCCUCCGCGAAUAUCCGGGUGCUAGCGCUCGAGCCCUCACCGCUACGGUGCCGCUUGAUCAACAGCGGAGGGCGCGAGAAG